Rhodamnia argentea is the source of this 3079-nucleotide messenger RNA. RefSeq names its product ethylene-overproduction protein 1-like. The coding region runs from base 252 to 3056 and encodes 934 amino acids. Gene Ontology annotation, biological process: negative regulation of ethylene-activated signaling pathway. The transcript has 4 exons. Gene Ontology annotation, molecular function: protein binding. The record is from RefSeq and is a predicted model, not a curated record. Lineage: Eukaryota; Viridiplantae; Streptophyta; Magnoliopsida; Myrtales; Myrtaceae.
GAGACAGAGAGACAGAGGGAGAGAGAGCCAAGUACUGCGACUAGUCCUUGCAUACUUCGCCUCUAAAUCCACCGCCGGAACGCCAUCUUCUCCGCGCUGCCUGAUUGCGAUUCGCGACGCUGGUUUCGCUCUCUGCAGCUCUCAGGCGAAUGAGCUCUUGGAGCUCGCUCCUACUACUCAUUCGGAGCUUUUGCUGAGCUUGGUGCCGUCCGAAUCUGGUCUCCCGGGUCGAGACGUUUCCGUCGGUGCAAAUGCGUUUCGCUAAGCUUAUCGAUCGGUUCAGGAGCACUCAAGUCCACGCCUUGAACCCUCCCGACCCCGCUCACCCGAGCACCUCCGGCGACGCCGCCGCCGCCGCCGCCGGAGGAGGUAAGCUGAACGGGCACUUCUUCAAGUUCAUUGGGUCGAAGCCGAAACCGGGUCAAUCUGCUUCGUUGGCUCAGUCUCUUCUUCUCGCUUAUGGACUCCCUACGGUUGACCUCAUCGAGCCCCCGAUUGAGCCCUUCCUUAAGCCGAUUAAUUUCGUGGAGGCCUUGGCCGAUGUGUACCGGCGACUCGAGAAAUGCUUCCCAUCGGAUAAAGCGUCCGCGUGUGUCGAGCAGUACUCGAUACUGCGGGGCCUUGGCGACACGAAGCUGCUCCGCCGGUGCCUGCGGGCUGCGCAGCUAGGCGCGACCGAUGUGCACACCAAGCUUGUGCUCAAUGCGUGGUUAAGGUUCGAGAGGAGAGAGGAUGAGCUGGUGGGUUUCCAUCCGCUGCGAGGUGGGGAUGGGAUGUCUGAAUGUCCAGACUCCAAUUUGAUAUGUGGUUGUGGUUCUGACUCAAUCUGCUCUUGUCAGUAUUGUGAAAAAAUGAAUGCGCUGGACAAUGUGCAUACGCUUGACGAGAAUGGAAAUUUUAGUGAAGAGGAAGAGGAGGAAGAUGUUCUAUUUCGUGUUGGUGAUGAGGAGGUCCGCUGUGUUAGAAGUAAAUUUGCAGCUUUAUCCCCUCCCUUCACUGCCAUGUUGUAUGGUAAUUUUGCUGAAUCUAAAGAGGCAAAGAUUGAUUUCUCUCUCAAUGGGAUCUCUGCUGAGGGAAUGCGGGCUGUCGAAAUAUAUAGCAGGACUAAAAGGUUGGACCUUUUUGGGCCUGAGAUUGUUUUGGAGCUACUUUCUUUCUCAAAUAAAUUCUGUUGCGAGGAGAUGAAAUUGGCAUGUGAUGCUUAUUUAGCUUCACUUGUUAGCAACCUCGAUGAUGCCUUGAUUCUCAUCGAGUACGGUUUAGAGGAAACCUCCUAUCUUCUCGUAGCAUCUUGUUUGCAGGUGUUGCUUAGUGAGCUCCCAAGGUCACUAUGUAACCCGGGGGUGAUGAAGAUUUUAUGUAGCUCCGAGGGUAGAGAGAGACUGUCCCAAGCAGGACAUGCUUCAUUCUUGCUGUACUAUUUCUUGAGCCAAGUGGCUAUGGAGGAGAAUAUGGUAUCUAACAUCACUGUGAUGUUAUUGGAGAGGCUAAAGGAGUGUUCUACUGAAAGGUGGCAGAAGGCACUUUCACUGCACCAAUUGGGUUGUGUGAUGCUCGAGAGAAAAAUUUAUAGUGAUGCAGAGCAUUAUUUUGAAGCGGCGUCUGAGUAUGGUCACGUUUAUUCAAUUGCUGGUAUUGCGAGAGCAAAGCAUAAGCAAGGCCAACAAUAUUCAGCUUAUAAGAUGAUCGACUCUCUCAUCUCCGAAAACAGAAUGGUUGGUUGGAUGUAUCAGGAACGAUCUCUAUAUGGUGUGGGGAGGGAGAAAUUGUUGGAUGUGAAUUGUGCGACUGGACUGGACCCUAUGCUCUCAUUUCCCUAUAAGUACAGAGCUCUAAUAAAGGUGGAGGAGAAGCAGAUUAAAGCAGCCGUGUUAGAGAUUGAAAAAAUUAUUGGGUUUAGGUUCUUACCUGACUGCAUUGAGUUACGCGCUUGGUUCUUCAUUGCACUUGGAGAUUAUGGAAGUGCAAUGAGAGACGUAAGGGCUCUUUUAACUUUGGAACCGAAUUACAAGAUGUUCAACGCAGAGGUUAGUGGAGGCCAAUUGGUAGAUUUACUCAGCCAUCAGGUUCAGCAAACAAGCCAGGCUGAAUGCUGGAUGCAACUUUAUGACCGGUGGUCUUCUGUUGAUGACAUAGGCUCUUUGGCUGUCAUACAUCAGAUGCUAGAUAUUGAACCUAAAAGGAGUCUCCUCUGGUUUCGGCAAUCCCUUCUCCUCUUGCGGUUGAAUAGUCAAAAGGCUGCAAUGAGAAGCUUGAGAUUGGCUCGAAAUAAUUCUAGCUCUGAGCAUGAAAGAUUGGUAUAUGAAGGAUGGAUAUUAUAUGACACAGGCAAUCGUGAAGAAGCUCUCUCAAGGGCUGAGAAGUCGAUUGCUAUUCAAAGAUCAUUUGAAGCUUUCUUCCUUAAAGCUUACGUACUGGCAGAUACAAGCUUGGAUUCAGAAGCUUCCUCUUAUGUUAUCCGACUUCUGGAGGAAGCUCUUAGAUGUCCUUCAGAUGGUCUGAGGAAAGGACAAGCAUUAAACAAUUUAGCAAGUAUUUAUGUGGAUUGUGGCAAACUUGAAUUGGCUGCCACUUGCUACACAAAUGCUCUUGACAUUAAGCAUACGAGAGCUCAUCAAGGGUUGGCACGUUUAUAUCAUCUGAAAAGUCAAAGGAAAGCUGCUUAUGAUGAAAUGACCCAGCUUAUAGACAAGGCACACUAUAUGGCGUCAGCAUAUGAGAAACGGUCAGAAUAUUGUGAUCGUGACAUGGCGCAACAUGAUCUCAAUAUGGCUACCCAGUUGGAUCCACUGAGGACCUAUCCAUACAGAUACAGGGCAGCAGUACUAAUGGAUGACCAGAAAGAAGUGGAAGCUGUUGAAGAGCUUACUAGAGCCAUAGCAUUCAAGCCUGACUUGCAAAUGCUUCAUCUUCGAGCAGCAUUUUUUGAGUCAAUGGGAGAUCUCAGCUCUGCUCUCCAGGACUGCGAGGCAGCUCUCUGCCUGGAUCCAAACCAUCUGGAGACGCUCGGCCUCUAUCAUCGAGCACAAGGCAGAGUAACUGAACAAAAGAUAUGACUGAUUUGUUAUGAAAGUUGUCA